AUGGACACAGUGCUGGAGCAGUUCACAGGACUGGAGUCCUUUCCCUCCCCUUACUUCAAUGAGGAUGACUUCUUCACCGACCAGUCCUCCAGGGACCACUUGGAUGCAGAUGACUUCUUGGAAGAUGAUGUGGACUUCUUGUCUGGUCAGAUUCAGGACUACUAUAAGGACAGCCGGGCGCUCAAUGGAGAGGACUACUGCGAUGCAGGCACCUUCUCCUUCUCCUCCUCCUCCUCUGGAGGCUUCCCCUAUGACAGUGGGGAAGGGGGAUAUGACCUGUCCCCAGGGAUGAAGGGGUGCGGCUCGGCUGUGAAGCGCAGAAGGAGGCUCAGGUCUGACACUGAGAUGCAGCAGCUGAGGCAGGCAGCCAAUGUCAGGGAGCGCAGGAGGAUGCAGUCCAUCAAUGAUGCCUUUGAGGGGCUCAGGUCUCACAUCCCCACCUUGCCCUAUGAGAAGAGACUCUCCAAGGUGGACACCCUGCGCCUGGCCAUCGGCUACAUCAACUUCCUCAGCGAGCUGGUGCAGUCAGAUCUCCCACUCAGGAACCCCAGCACAGAGAGCUCCCUGCAGCCUAAGAAAGUCAUCAUCUGCCACAGAGGAACAAGGUCCCCAUCUCCCAGUGACCCAGAUUUCGGGCUGCCCCCUCUGGCUGGACAUUCUCUUUCAUGGACUGAUGAAAAGCAACUCAGGGACCAAAAUAUUGUCAGAACAGCUAAAGUGUGGACCCCUGAGGACCCCAGGAAACUAAGCAAAUCAUCCCUAAAUAACAUUGAGAACGAGCCCCCCUUGACUAUGUGUCUGGACAUUUAA
Messenger RNA from Pseudophryne corroboree (corroboree frog), 810 nucleotides. RefSeq names its product pancreas associated transcription factor 1a (gene PTF1A). Bases 1 to 810 code for a protein of 269 amino acids. Gene Ontology annotation, biological process: regulation of transcription by RNA polymerase II; developmental process. NCBI's taxonomy places the organism in Eukaryota, Metazoa, Chordata, Amphibia, Anura, Myobatrachidae. The transcript has 2 exons. The record is from RefSeq and is a predicted model, not a curated record. Gene Ontology annotation, molecular function: RNA polymerase II transcription regulatory region sequence-specific DNA binding; DNA-binding transcription factor activity, RNA polymerase II-specific; protein dimerization activity.